CUUCACCCAAGAAGACUUAUUGCAGCCUCAAAUCUCAGUACAAUCAUUUCAUAUGGUCAAAGAUUCGGCCUUGCCAUAUUCUCCAUCAAUAACACCGCUGGCCUCGCAUGGUUCUUGCCAAGUUUCUAUGUCAUGACGUAGGCCUAGCAGCACACGAGGAAGUAGCCAUGGCACCGCCACUUCAGCAGUCUUAUCAGUUGCAAUAUGCAAUAUAGACGAGGAAAUGCCCCUCUUGCGAUGAGACUCUUUAACCUGGUCCUCGGAAAUCCCUGCCUAUGUCACAUUGAAAAAGAUAGUUGACAACAGCUGCGACAUACCCACGCCAACAAUGGCGCGACACACACAACUAAGAAAUAAUGAACGUCGAAGACAAAGAACAUCCACGCUCGUUGCCCUCACCGCGCUUCUCGUCCCUGUUCUCGCUCAAGAUAACAAGCGUGGCUUCGCCUACGUCGGAAAUACUAACGAGGCCGACAACAACAUCCUCACCUCCUCCCGCACGCCACUUAAAUGGUACUACAAUUGGGCACCCUCUCCACCACCGCAGGUUCCCUCUAAGAAUCUAGAGUUCGUCCCUCUAAUCCACGGCCUCGAUGAAGCAUCCUCAGACUCAAUAUCUCGCCAACUCUCCGCACUCCCAGACUCCUCUACCCACCUGUUAAGUUUCAACGAACCGGACGGCACAACCGAGAGCGGCGGGAGCAGCAUAAGUCCCGAAGACGCCGCGAAAGCGUACAUCGAGCACAUUACCAAGUUCCGGGACGGCGAGUCCGGUGAACGCAAGUGGAAGAUCAGCCACCCCAGCGUGACAGGUUCAGGGAAUGGGCUGGAGUGGUUAAAAAGCUUCAACGCGUCGUGCUACGACAUCGACUCGGAGAGUGGGUGCCCCACGGACUUUAUCGCCGCGCACUGGUACGGGGCGUUUGACGGGCUUGCGUCGUGGCUGGGGACGCUGGAUGAGUUCUACAACACCAAUGGCUCGCGUGAAGGGGACGAUAGGCUGAAGAUCUGGGUUACAGAGUUGGCGUUGCCGCAGCAGGAUGCGCAGACGACUGUGCAGAUGAUGAAUGCGACGUUGCCAUAUCUGGAUGGCUUGGAUUAUGUGGAGAAGUAUGCGUGGUUUGGAGCUUUUAGGGAAGGUGAUGCGAAUGAGUGGACUGGGGAUGGGGUGGCGUUGUUUGAUGAUGAUGGGGGGUUGACGGAGUUGGGGGCUUUGUAUUUGGGCGGGGAGCAGAAUGGGUUUGCGGAGGGACAGAAGGGCGAGGGCGAAGGUACGGCGGGACAGUUAUUGGUGGAGUGGCGGUUGAUGUUGGUAUUGUCGCUGACUGCAAUGUGGUUCAGCAAUUACUGGUAG
This is a messenger RNA of Paraphaeosphaeria sporulosa, 1354 nucleotides long. RefSeq lists its product as uncharacterized. NCBI's taxonomy places the organism in Eukaryota, Fungi, Ascomycota, Dothideomycetes, Pleosporales, Didymosphaeriaceae. Gene Ontology annotation, cellular component: fungal-type cell wall. Gene Ontology annotation, biological process: fungal-type cell wall polysaccharide metabolic process. Bases 329 to 1354 code for a protein of 341 amino acids. The transcript has a single exon. The record is from RefSeq and is a predicted model, not a curated record.